AAAUUCUCUUUCUCUAUAUUUGUCUUGUCACGAUCGAAGAGCAGAACAGUUAACAUCGAGGAGAGGUCGUGGAGGAUUUUUACCAUCUAGCCACCAUCGCCGUUCGCCAAUUACACCAUGGCUGAUACCGAAAAGGCGCCGCAGCCGCAGCCCCAACCACAACAGCAACAAGACCCAUCAACCCAGCCGCAACAAGCUAAAGCGGCCAAACAAAAGCAGGUCAUUGCUGAAAAAGUAUCCGGCACCGUCAAAUGGUUCAACGUCAAGAGUGGAUAUGGAUUUAUCAACAGGAAUGACACCAAGGAGGAUGUUUUUGUGCAUCAAACUGCAAUUGCCCGGAACAACCCACGCAAAGCUGUGCGCUCGGUCGGAGACGGCGAGGCAGUGGAGUUUGCCGUGGUCGCCGGGGAAAAAGGCUAUGAAGCAGCUGGAGUCACUGGUCCCGGCGGCGAGCCAGUAAAGGGCUCGCCCUACGCAGCUGACAAGCGCCGCGGUUUCCAUCGCCAGUAUUACCCCCGUCAAGGCGGCGGACGUGGCGGUGAAGGCGCUCCACGCAGAGGUGGCAUGGGACGCCGCGGACCCCCUCCCACCCAGGGGGGCGCCCAAGGGGAUGAGGGGCAGGAGGGAGGCAGUGCACCGCCUCAGCGUAGUUACUUCCGUCGUAACUUCCGCGGCGGACGUCGUGGAGGUGGGCCAGGACCGAUGAACCGCGGUGGAGGCGGCUUCCGUCGCAUGCGCCCGCGCAACAACUACCAAGGCCAGGGCCCGGCUGGCGGUCAGCCGCGACAGAACGGCCAGGAGGGAGAGGCCCCCGCCACUACGUCAUCCCCGCAGCCGCAGCCGACUCAACAGGCCAAGCCCAAGACCACCAAACCUGCGGGCACCACCAUCGAGACUACCACCAAUGAGAGCCAGGCCUAAACACCCGGCAUCUUAGUGUGGCACAACCCCUUGUAGUGCAUGUUAAUUCUAGCUGUGCCACACUCCAUCACAUUUACUGUCUGUUCAACCAGUGUUGUUUCAAUGUUGUAUCAGGCUCUUGAGAAAUGAGAUCUUCGUAAUUAUAACAACAUUUUAUCUUUCAUUCGUUAAUGGUGGGGAGGUACAAUAAAAAAGAACUGCAAGUAUCAUGGAUUUAAGAUGUGAUAUUUUAUUAGUAAAAAUUAAUUUAUUGUUUUAACUUUUUAAAUUUUGCAUUUUUUACUUGCAGUAUUUUUCUUUGUGUAUAUUAAUGUAUUUCUGAUUUUAAAUCAAAAAUCUAUGAAGAGGAAAAGUUUGUGCAAUUAACGUUUGAUAUAGUAAGGGAUAUGCAGGUCCAGUGCCCCAAUUAAAUUGAAAAAUGUGAGAAACUUUUGUUUCAAGUUUGAUUUUGUGCUGCAUGUUACGAAAUUAUUUUAAUUUUAAUUAGAAGUACUGUACCCACUUGGAAGAUUAAAAACUUCUUUAUACCUGUGUGAAA
Cydia pomonella (codling moth) is the source of this 1459-nucleotide messenger RNA. RefSeq names its product Y-box factor homolog (gene yps). The record is from RefSeq and is a predicted model, not a curated record. Gene Ontology annotation, cellular component: nucleus. NCBI's taxonomy places the organism in Eukaryota, Metazoa, Arthropoda, Insecta, Lepidoptera, Tortricidae. The coding region runs from base 118 to 921 and encodes 267 amino acids. Gene Ontology annotation, molecular function: nucleic acid binding. The transcript has 5 exons. Gene Ontology annotation, biological process: regulation of gene expression.